Manis pentadactyla (Chinese pangolin) is the source of this 4960-nucleotide messenger RNA. It is a transcript of the gene PIK3CD, whose product is annotated as phosphatidylinositol-4,5-bisphosphate 3-kinase catalytic subunit delta. The coding region runs from base 308 to 3442 and encodes 1044 amino acids. Gene Ontology annotation, molecular function: 1-phosphatidylinositol-4-phosphate 3-kinase activity; 1-phosphatidylinositol-3-kinase activity. The record is from RefSeq and is a predicted model, not a curated record. The transcript is spliced from 24 exons. Lineage: Eukaryota; Metazoa; Chordata; Mammalia; Pholidota; Manidae. Gene Ontology annotation, biological process: cell migration; phosphatidylinositol-mediated signaling; phosphatidylinositol-3-phosphate biosynthetic process. Gene Ontology annotation, cellular component: phosphatidylinositol 3-kinase complex; plasma membrane; cytoplasm.
GGGGGUGGGGAGCUGGAGGUGCCGAGGAAAGAAACCUGGGGAGCACCAUGAAGCUGAGAGGAGGGGUGUGCUGGAUGUGCUCUGCUGUCCGGCUGCCCAGCUCGGGACUCUGCGGCCUCCGGCCCAGCAGCUGCCGCCGCCAGCGGGACCUGCCAGAGAGAUAAGGAGUUUGGAAUCAGGCAAGGGCGGAAUGAAGCUCGUUGAUUCCAAAGCAUCUUUAAUCUGCCAGGCAGAGGGGCCUUUGCUGCUGGUCUUUCUUGGACCAUUCCAGAGAGCACAGCUGGGGUCUGGGAAGUGAAACAGCAGGAUGCCCCCGGGGGUCGACUGCCCCAUGGAAUUCUGGACCAAGGAGGAGAGUCAGAAUGUGGCGGUCGACUUUCUGCUGCCCACAGGAGUCUAUCUGAACUUCCCUGUGUCCCGAAAUGCCAACCUCAGCGCCAUCAAGAAGGAACUGUGGCACCGAGCCCAGUAUGAGCCGCUCUUCCACAUGCUCAGCGAUCCCGAGGCCUACGUGUUCACCUGUGUCAACCAGACGGCAGAGCAGCAGGAGCUGGAGGACGAGCAGCGCCGGCUGUGCGACAUCCAACCUUUCCUGCCGGUCCUGCGCCUGGUGGCCCGCCAGGGUGACAGGGUGAAGAAGCUCGUCAACAGCCAGAUCAGCCUCCUCAUCGGCAAAGGCCUCCACGAGUUUGACUCCUUGAAUGACCCGGAAGUGAAUGACUUUCGCACCAAGAUGCGCCAGUUCUGUGAGGACGCGGCCGCCCACCGGCAGCAGCUGGGCUGGGAGGCCUGGAUGCAGUACAGCUUCCCUCUGCAGCUGGAGCCCUCGGCACGGAGCUGGGGGGCGGGCACCCUGCGGGUCCCCAACCGGGCCCUCCUGGUCAACGUCAAGUUCGAGGGCAGUGAGGACAGCUUCACCUUCCAGGUGUCCACCAAGGAUGAGCCCCUGGCACUGAUGGCCUGUGCUCUCCGGAAGAAGGCCACGGUGUUCCGGCAGCCCCUGGUGGAGCAGCCUCAGGACUACACGCUUCAGGUGAACGGGAAGCACGAGUACCUGUACGGCAGCUACCCACUCUGCCAGUUCCAGUACAUCUGCAGCUGCCUGCACAGCGGGCUGACCCCCCACCUGACCAUGGUGCACUCCUCAUCCAUCCUCGCCAUGAGAGACGAGCAGAGCAACCCCACCUCCCAAGCCCAAAAACCGCGCACCAAACCACCCCCCAUUCCCAUGAAGAAGCCCUCCUCUGUGUCGCUGUGGUCCUUGGAGAAGCCCUUCUCCAUCGACCUGGUCCAGGGCAGCAAAGUGAAUGCAGACGAGCGGAUGAAGCUGGUGGUCCAGGCUGGGCUUUUCCACGGCAGUGAGACGCUGUGCAAGCCCGUGUCCAGCUCAGAGGUGAGCGUGUGCUCAGAGCCCGUGUGGAAGCAGCGGCUGGAGUUCGACAUCAACGUCUGUGACCUGCCUCGCAUGGCCCGUCUCUGCUUUGCACUUUACGCUGUGAUCGAGAAGGCCAAGAAGGCUCGCUCCACCAAGAAGAAGUCCAAGAAGGCGGACUGCCCCAUCGCCUGGGCCAACCUCAUGCUGUUUGACUACAAGGACCAGCUCAAGACGGGUGAAUGCUGCCUCUACAUGUGGCCGUCUGUCCCAGAUGAGAAAGGGGAGCUGCUGAACCCCGCGGGAACCGUGCAGAGUAACCCCAACACUGAGAGCGCCGCCGCCCUGGUCAUCUGCCUCCCCGAGGUGGCCUCCCAUCCUGUGUACUACCCUGCCCUGGACAAGAUCCUGGAGCUGGGGCGGCAGGGGGAGCACGGUCACUUCUCAGAGGAGGAGCAGCUGCAGCUGCAGGAAAUCCUGGAGCGGCGGGGGUCGGGGGAGCUGUAUGAGCACGAGAAGGACCUGGUGUGGAAGAUGCGGCACGAGGUCCAGGGGCGCUUCCCCGAGGCCCUGGCCCGGCUACUGCUGGUCACCAAGUGGAACAAGCACGAGGAUGUGGCCCAGAUGCUCUGCCUGCUGUGCUCCUGGCCCGAGCUGCCUGUCCUGAGCGCCCUGGAGCUGCUGGACUUCAGCUUCCCCGACCGCCACGUGAGCUCCUUUGCCAUCAAGUCCCUGCGCAAACUGACGGACGAUGAGCUUUUCCAGUACCUGCUGCAGCUGGUGCAGGUGCUCAAGUACGAGGCCUACCUGGACUGCGAGCUGACCAAGUUCCUGCUCGACCGGGCGCUGGCCAACCGCAAGAUCGGCCACUUCCUCUUCUGGCACCUCCGCUCCGAGAUGCACGUGCCCUCGGUGGCCCUGCGCUUCGGCCUCCUCAUGGAGGCCUACUGCAGGGGCAGCACCCACCACAUGAAGGUGCUGAUGAAGCAGGGGGAUGCGCUGAGCAAACUGAAGGCUCUGAACGACAUCGUGAAAGUGAGCUCCCAGAAGACCGCCAAGCCGCAGACCAAGGAGCUGAUGCACCUGUGCAUGCGCCAGGAGACCUACCUGGAGGCCCUCUCCCACCUGCAGUCCCCGCUCGACCCCAGCACCCUGCUGGCUGAAGUCUGCGUGGAGCAGUGCACCUUCAUGGACUCCAAGAUGAAGCCCCUGUGGGUCGUGUACAGCAACGAGGAAGCCGGCGGUGAUGGCGGCGUGGGCAUCAUCUUUAAGAACGGCGAUGACCUCCGCCAGGACAUGCUGACCCUGCAGAUGAUCCAGCUCAUGGAUGUCCUGUGGAAGCAGGAGGGGCUGGACCUGAGAAUGACCCCCUACGGCUGUCUCUCCACUGGGGACCGCACGGGCCUCAUUGAGGUGGUGCUCCACUCAGACACCAUCGCCAACAUCCAGCUGAACAAGAGCAACAUGGCAGCCACGGCCGCCUUCAACAAGGAUGCUCUGCUCAACUGGCUCAAAUCCAAGAACCCCGGGGAAGCCCUGGACCGAGCCAUUGAGGAGUUCACGCUCUCCUGUGCUGGCUACUGUGUGGCCACCUAUGUGCUGGGCAUCGGCGACCGGCACAGUGACAACAUCAUGAUCCGGGAGAAUGGGCAGCUGUUCCACAUUGAUUUCGGCCACUUCCUGGGGAAUUUCAAGACCAAGUUUGGAAUCAACCGUGAGCGGGUCCCAUUCAUCCUCACCUAUGACUUUGUGCAUGUGAUCCAGCAGGGGAAGACGAAUAACAGUGAGAAAUUUGAAAGGUUCCGGGGCUACUGUGAACGAGCCUACACCAUCCUGCGGCGCCACGGGCUGCUCUUCCUGCACCUCUUCGCCUUGAUGCGGGCAGCAGGCCUACCUGAGCUCAGCUGCUCCAAAGACAUCCAGUAUCUUAAGGACUCUCUGGCGCUGGGAAAAACAGAGGAGGAGGCUCUAAAGCACUUCCGAGUGAAGUUUAACGAAGCGCUGCGGGAGAGCUGGAAAACCAAAGUGAACUGGCUGGCCCACAACGUGUCCAAAGACAACAGGCAGUAGCAGGUCUUGCCGUCAGCCUUGGGAACCAGGCUCCCUCACUGGCCUUCGAAGCCUAAAAGCCUGACUGCACCCCAUGGGAAAGAACCUACACAAUUGCCUUUUGUUUACACUGGUUAUUUAUUUAUGACUUGAAAUGUUUCAGGAACCAACAGCCAUAAAUGGAAGCGCAUCCUCUGUGCAGGGAUGGGUGCUGUCCUGCGGUCCCGUCAGGGCCCUGGGCUCGGAAGGGGAGGCACUGCUUUGAGUGUCUCACCAAGGAUUGUAAGGCCCCGUCUUCCAGCUGGUGGGUCCGCGCCCAGCAAAGAACAGCCUCCCCACCCGGAAGCCGGUCCUCCUCUCAGGCCCCUGCUGGACUGCACGGGUCUUGGGGCCAGCAGCUCCUGGUGCCCACCAUCCAGACAGGGUGCCCGAGCCCCGGUUCUCCCCUCCGCCCUCGUGCUCCCCGUGACUGAGUCCUGGACAGCUCCCAGGGGACGCCUGGGUAUCUCUACGUUCAGGGAUUCUUGCUUUCCUUUUUUAAAGUGACUCUGGGGUACGGGAAUUCGCUCAUCUCUCUGCUGUAAAGCAAUUUUGUUUGCGGGUAAGAAAAAAACAGCCAAACUACUUAGUGAACCUCUAUGGCUCAGGACAUCAGCCUCAGCCCCAAAGUCUACUAUAUACUGGUCCUCAAAACACAUUAAAAAGAUUUGAGCUUGACUUAGCUCACCCUGGUUAUAAGGCAGAGGCAGGUGAGUGCUCUGUGCAAUCGUCUGUAAUAUGCCUCUUAAGGAAGGAGGUACCCAAUUUCCUCUUCCGAACUCUCCCCCUUGAGAACCUGCUGUAAUGAGGUACCAGAGUGGGACAGGGCUGUGGUGGGACCUUUUCAAGAUAGUAUCUACCUUGAAACCAUUCAGGCUUAGCAUUAGGCAGUUGAGGUGCUCUUGAAAUGCAGGUUCCUGGGCCUCUCCCAGUCUUCUAAAAGCCACUCUGGAGAUGGUACUAGGAAUCAGGGCUUUUGGAAGCCCACAGGUGAUCCCCAUCUAUUAGCAGCUGACUGGGGCCCGUCAGGCUACACUGCUGACCUCAGAGGCCUUGCAGGCCCAGCAGAGCCAGAGUAGCUGCCUCUCAAUAACCCAGGUGCCAUCUUUCUUCUUUGUAGCUAGAAGCAGCUGUGAGGUGCCGUCCAGAAGCAGUCGGUGCCACCAACCACACUCUUGUCCCCAACCAAGUGCUGAAUCCAUUAGCCCCACCUCAGCUGUCUGCAAAUAGGAAAAGCCGAGUGUAUGUCUAUCUGUUAUUUAUUUGCGUGAGUCUGCUUCCUGCGUGGGCAGCGCACUUUGCACAUACACAGCAAUUUCUGGCUUGGGUGCACAGCCUGUGUGCCUGGCAAGAAGAAAUCUUUUCUAUAUUUUUAAAUCAUUUAUUGUUUAUAGGAAAGGCAAGUUCAACAUAAUUGAUGCAGGUUGAAGACCAGCACUCUGUGAACCUUGAAAUGAGAGGUAUAAGCAGAUUAAAAGAAAUAAAAGCCUUCUUAUGUUA